AUGAAUAUUUUGAAGUUAUUCAUAACUACAUUACUAAUUGGGAAACUAUCCUUUGCUCAGUCAGUGUUUUAUUCAAAUGUUUCAGCAACCUCAAAUAAAUAUGACAGCUUGAAAAGCGAACCGUCUUCAACAACUUGGGUAUCCUUAACUACCACAAAUAAUGGUGUUGAGAGUGUCACAUCUUCUAUUGCUUUGGUUUCUUAUAGCACACAGACAAUUGAUAAUAUAGUAACCGUUUUAACUACUUGGUGUCCAUUGACUACCACUGGGGAAAUUACUUCGACAUCCAGGAUACAAGUUUCACCAUCUUCUUCAUCUACACUUACAUCUGUGAAAUCCACAGAUGAAACAUCCCAGAGUCUAUCAGAUACUACAGCAACUACUACUUCUUGGCGAACAGCCGUGAUCUCAACCCAAGUUUGUUCACACAACUCAUGUUAUGAAACAGUUUAUACUAAUUCUGUUCACGUAUACACCCCUCUUUCGCAAAUUGAAAGCUCAUCCAGUGAUUAUAGUGACAACAGCGCUACUGAAGAGUUGAGUAGUAAUCACGAUUCCCUAUCAACUUCUUCGUCAGCUUUAGAGAGUCUAGGGUUAAGCUCUUCUACGUUUAGUUCUGCAUUAGAAACUGGAAUUUCAACUACAUCAAUCCCUAGCAUUACAAGCUCCUCAAUAGAGUUUUCUGGUACAGGAAGUAGCUCAAUCAAAGCGUCUUCAACUGAGGAAUCUACAAUUUCUAGUUCUGUUUCUCACAUUUCAGUAAUUGAUAUUUCCACAACUAAUGCUGGUUUCAAUGAAAUUUCCAAUAGCGAGAGCUCUACAUCAAUUAAAGAAUCCCCAUCCCUCUCAAAACAAUUAUCUGGCACAGCUUCCGUUACAAAGAAGAGUGGUUCUUUUGCAAACACAGAGGCUUCGAGCAGCUUUUCUGACAUGAAGUCAACCAUAAAUGAAGAUUCUACCAAUGAUACAACAACUAGUUUGGUGAAGACUUCGACUUUAACAACAGUAGAUGCCACUGGGGCAAGUAUAACUACGGUUAAAUCAUCAUUUUUAUCCACUGCUACUACAACAUCAAAUGGUAUUGUAACCGUAUAUACAACUUGGUGCCCAUUAACAGAGACAUACUCAACCAUUGCUGAUAAAUCAUCGGUUUCUACCAGCAUUUCUAGUUUCAGUUCGCCCACUGAUAUAUCGAGUUCAGAUAUUCCCUCCAAAUCCUCCUCUUUAACGGAGUUCGAGGUUACAGAAUCCAAUUCGACUUCUUCUUAUCCGCCUGAAGAAUAUACAACAACUACAACGGGAAGAUACAGGACUGUUCUUUACAGUACCGAGGUAUGUGGAGAUGAGAAAUGUGUGGUUUCAUCAUACGAAACCAUUGAAUCUAUAACAAGCAGUACUGCGACUCCAUAUUUGUCGAGUCACUCUGGUUCUUCAUCAUACAUUAAUAACGGAUCUGUGGAUUCCACAAAGUCUUCUGUAUGUACCGAUUGUACUACUUCGUUGGUCGCAUUUACAAGUACAGAUUCAUUUGGUAGUGUCACGACACAUUCCACUUCUGCCAUACUAUCAACUAUCACGACUACAACGAGAGGUGUUGUGACAGAAUACACUACCUGGUGUCCAUUGACUUCCUCGUCGACAACAAGUGCUUCCUCUGGUUCGAGUUCCUCCUUAACCUCGACUAGUUCCCCACCUCUCGAAGUCGAAGAUAUCACAAGCACAAGCUCUCAAUUUUCAAGCAGCGGUACUAGCAGUACUACCAGCACCAAUAGUACUUCCGUUGUAACAACUUCCCAUUCUACGUCAACUGAAUCAACAUCUACUUCCAUUUCAGAAACAGCAUCUACUUCCACAUCUGAAUCUACAACCUCAGCUUCAGCCUCUGGUUCAACUUCAGAUGUCGAAGCCAAAUGCAUCAGCUGCGUAACAUCUGAGAUUACCACCGUAUCAACCGAUUCAAAGGGAAGUGAAACCACGCAUGUUACUUCUGCUGUGCUCUCUACGGUCACUACUACGACGAGAGGUGUUGUGACAGAAUACACUACCUGGUGUCCACUAACUUCCUCGUCGACUUCGAGUGCUUCCUCUCACUCAAGCCCUUCUUCUACAUCAACUAGUUCUCCACCUCUCGAAGUCGAAGAUAUCACAAGCACAAGCUCUCAAUUUUCAAGCAGCGGCACUAGCAGUACUACCAGCACCAAUAGUACUUCCGUUGUAACAACUUCCCAUUCUACGUCAGCUGAAUCAACAUCUAGUUCCAUUUCAGAAACAGCAUCUACUUCCACAUCCGAAUCUACAACCUCAGCGUCAGCCUCUGGUUCAACUUCAGACGUCGAAGCCAAAUGCAUCAGUUGCGUAACAUCUGAGAUUACCACCGUAUCAACCGAUUCAAAGGGAAGUGAAACCACGCAUACUACUUCUGCCGUGCUCUCUACUGUAACGACAACGACAAGAGGUGUUGUGACAGAAUACACUACCUGGUGUCCACUAACUUCCUCGUCGACUUCGAGUGCUUCCUCUGAUUCGAGUUCCUCCUUAACCUCGACUAGUUCCCCACCUGUCGAAGUUCAAGAUAUCACAAGUACAAGCCCUCAGCCUUCGAGCAGCAGCACUAGUAAUUCUGUUGAUACAACUUCCCAUUCUACGUCAGCUGAAUCAACAUCUAGUUCCAUCUCGGAAACAGCAUCUACUUCCACAUCCGAAUCUACAACCUCAGCGUCAGUCUCUGGUUCAACUUCAGACGUCGAAGCCAAAUGCAUCAGUUGCGUAACAUCUGAGAUUACCACCGUAUCAACCGAUUCAAAGGGAAGUGAAACCACGCAUACUACUUCUGCCGUGCUCUCUACUGUAACGACAACGACAAGAGGUGUUGUGACAGAAUACACUACCUGGUGUCCACUAACUUCCUCGUCGACUUCGAGUUCUUCCUCUCACUCAAGCUCUUCUUCUACAUCAACCAGUUCCCCACCACCCCACUCGAAAGAGGUAUCAACUACAAGCCCUCAGCCUUCGAGUGGCAGCACCAGCAGCACCAGCAGCACUUCUGUUGUAACAACUUCCCAUUCAAUAUCAUCUGAAUUAACAUCUACUUCCAUUUCGGAAACAGCAUCUACUUCCACAUCCGAAUCUACAACCUCAGCGUCAGCCUCUGGUUCAACUUCAGACGUCGAAGCUAAAUGCAUCAGUUGCAUAACAUCUCAGAUCACAACCGUAUCAACCGAUUCAAAGGGAAGUGAAACCACGCAUACUACUUCUGCCGUGCUCUCUACUGUAACGACAACGACGAGAGGUGUUGUGACAGAAUACACUACCUGGUGUCCACUAACUUCCUCGGCAACUUCGAGUUCUUCCUCUCACUCAAGCUCUUCUUCUAUAUCAACCAGUUCCCCACCACCCCACUCGGAAGAGAUAUCAAGUACAAGCCCUCAGCCUUCGAGCGGCAGCACCAGCAGCACUACUAGCACUACCAGCAGUAGUACCUCAAUUGUGACAACAGGUAGUCCUUCGUCCUCAUCAAAAUCUGGGAGUACCACAACCAUCUCAAGUUCAGCAACGACUCAAUCUACAACCCCCAAGAUUAGCUCUCCAGUUUACACUUCGAGUGAAAGUACACACGAUACAACUUCAUUAACCACGACUCCGACUUCUCCAACAUUGACGUCCUCAAUUUCUUCUACCCCCUCUUUAACAACACCAUCAACGUCAGCUGUUACGCCUACCACAUUGUUACCCAAAGACUCAACAGAAAAUACAGUAUCGAGUGCGCCAACUCCUUCAAACACAUCAACUGCCUCGUCGCCUACCUCGGAAGAAACUACUACUAAUUCAUCACCAUCUGCUUCUGCACCUCUAACUUCAUAUUCAUAUUCAUCCACGCCGUUUAAAGGACCUAGUAUAACGGUAGCGACUUCCAGUCAAUCUACACAGUCAUCUAUCUCAGUUUACGAAGGUGCUGGAAAUUUCCUGCAAUCUAGUGUCAUAUGGUCAUUGGCCCCUGUAUUCUACCUCUUCUUCUGA
Molecule: messenger RNA, 4017 nt
Organism: Kluyveromyces marxianus DMKU3-1042
Lineage: Eukaryota; Fungi; Ascomycota; Saccharomycetes; Saccharomycetales; Saccharomycetaceae
Exons: 1
Coding region: 1-4017 (1338 amino acids)
Source: RefSeq, a predicted model, not a curated record